Molecule: messenger RNA, 1516 nt
Organism: Corticium candelabrum
Lineage: Eukaryota; Metazoa; Porifera; Homoscleromorpha; Homosclerophorida; Plakinidae
Product: bone morphogenetic protein 4-like
Exons: 2
Coding region: 2-1177 (391 amino acids)
Cellular component (GO): extracellular region
Molecular function (GO): growth factor activity; cytokine activity
Source: RefSeq, a predicted model, not a curated record
AAUGACUCCGGCUGGAACGUGGCGGCUACUAGUUCUCUUAUCAUUCUUGUACGUCGAUAGCAUUGCGUCUGCAAUACCUAUAUCAUCGUUGAAUAGAGAGGAAAUCGAGCGACAUCUUAGCUUGCUAAAUCUGUACGAGAUUCACAACCGAACGUUCAACAUGAUACCGUCAAAACCGCCUGUCUACUUGAGGCAGCUGUACAGGAAGUUAAACAAGAACGACGAGAACGGCAGGUUGAGUCAAAUGCGCUGCUAUCUGGGCCACGGCUUGCCGGCGACCGAGCGCGACCCUGAACAUGCGAGAUUUUACUUCAACACGACGGCUGAGAAUCGUAUUUCUCCGAACGAUAUCGCGCGUGCUGAACUGCGACUGAAGUUCCAGCAAUCGAAGAUGGGCAGAGACAUGACAGGAAGCCGAGCAGAUGUGUGGGUUCACGUCGUUAGGAAGCCGGCGACAGAAAAGCGGCGCGCAAAGCUCAAACUCCUCAACAAGACGUCGAUAUCGACCAGCACGACGUCGCAGUCCUACAUCACACUCGAUGUGACACACCUUGCUCGAACGCACCUGUCACGUCGACGGCCCAAUCUAAUGAUUCACGUGUCGAUACGUGGGCAUUCGCGUCGUGCAAGGGUAAAGCUCCCGAGCGCUGAACUGACCAAGAAAGACCCCGAUGCAAAGCCCCUUUUUAUUGUCUACUUACGGUCCGAUACGGACAGUCGCCAGCAGUCGAGAGAGAUGAGGAAAAAAAUCAAAAGCAAAGCAUUGGUCAGUACACUCACAAACUCUGCAUUGGAACAGGAAACGUCGAGGACUCGUGAACGGCGGGGUUACCCGCGAGGCUCCCACUUUUCUAGGAAAAGCGGACCGUAUUGUGGAUUGAAUGAGCUUAAUAUCAAGUUCAGGGACGUUGACUGGACCUUCGUUAUCGCUCCUGACUAUUACCAGGCCAACUGGUGUGCUGGAGAAUGCCCAAGAAGUCUAACGGACAACUUUAAUCCGACAGUGCACGCCAUUCUGCAGUCACUAUUUCACUGGCUGGUAAAUGGUGAGGUUAGCAAGCCGUGCUGCGUACCGGACGAGUUGGAGAGUUUGAAUAUGCUCUUCUACGAUCAUUCGGAUGUUAUACUGUAUAAGAAGUACCAUGGCAUGCGUGCCACUAAGUGUGGAUGCCAUUAGAAGAAGAAAUCUGUUGGAGCAUAGUAAAGAGUUUAUUUUCUACUGACUUAAGACUUCAGAACAUUAGCAGGCGAACUAACGAGUGAGUAGAGUAUACUAUGGAUGUGUCACACAGGGUACGGUUCAGGCCAGUGUAUGGUGGCCGAUCAUGCCGUAUGUUUGUCUCCUUGGAGAACAUUGUCAAUAGGCUAUAGGACCUUGAUGUCCACGUGUUUGGCUGACAGAGGAUUUGGUAAGAUAGCAUAGCGUAUUUAUAUAUUAGCUCAAAUAUAGAGCUAGCCUUUGUACAGUAUGAAUGCAAGAUUUUGUUGAAAUUUAAAGUGUCUUUGUAUUGACUAC